Coregonus sp. 'balchen' is the source of this 255-nucleotide messenger RNA. The record is from the annotation of a GenBank genome assembly. NCBI's taxonomy places the organism in Eukaryota, Metazoa, Chordata, Actinopteri, Salmoniformes, Salmonidae.
AUGUCAACAUCGCCGACCCACGAGGAGUUAGCUGAAGAUGCUAGCUCCCAACAGCUCCCCACAGAACUUACUCCAAGUGACAUACUGGCCGCUAUAAACUCACUAAGCGAGAAGGUGGACCCGAGGUUGGCUGAUAUCUCAAAGAGUAUUGGGCCUUUGACUGAAACUGUGAAGGCAACCAAGGGCAGGGUGCAUGAGGUCGAGCAGACGACAGUUGAUCACGAGGCCAGGCUACAGGACAUUGAGAAACAGUGA